GAGCAUGGCCCGAGGCGCGGAAGGAGGCGGCCGGGCGAGCGGCUGGGGGAUGCGGGGCGCCCUGGCGGCCGUGGCGCUGCUCUCGGCGCUCAACGCGGCGGGCACGGUGUUCGCGCUGUGCCAGUGGCGCGGGCUGAGCGCGGCGCUGCGGGCACUGGAGGCGCAGCGGGGCAGGGAGCAGCAGGAGGACGCCGCCCUGCGCGCCUUCCUGGCCGAGCUGAGCCGCGCGCCGCGCCGGGCGCCCGCGCCACCCCCGGACCCCGCGAGCGCCGCGCGCAACAAGCGCAGCCACGGUGGCGAGCCCGCGCCGCACAUCCGCGCCGAGAGCCAGGACAUGCUGAUGAUGAUGACCUACUCCAUGGUGCCGGUCCGAGUGAUGGUGGACCUGUGCAACAGCACCAAGGGCAUCUGCCUGACAGGACCACCUGGCCCACCAGGACCACCAGGAAUUGGUGGGUCACCAGGACACAAUGGAUCAGAUGGACAACCUGGUCCCCAGGGCCCAAAAGGCGAAAAAGGAGCAAAUGGAAAAAGAGGAAAAAUGGGGCUACCGGGAGCCACAGGAAAUCCAGGGGAAAAGGGAGAAAAGGGAGACCACGGCGAACUGGGCUCACCGGGAAACGAGGGCCCUCCGGGGCAGAAGGGGGAAAAGGGAGACAAAGGAGAUGUUUCCAACGACGUGCUGCUGGCAGGUGCCAAAGGAGACCAAGGCCCACCUGGCCCACCUGGGCCCCCAGGCCCCCCAGGUCCUCCAGGGCCCCCUGGAGGCAGAAGAGCCAAAGGCCCUCGGCAGCCGAACAUGUUCAACGGCCAGUGCUCAGGUGAGACAUGUGCCAUACCAAAUGAUGAUACCUUGGUUGGGAAAGCUGAUGAGAAAGUCAAUGAGCACCGUUCCCCACAAGCAGAAUCCAUGAUCACUUCCAUUGGAAACCCAACGCAAGUAUUAAAAGUUACAGAGACAUUCGGGACUUGGAUAAGAGAAUCUGCUAACAAGAGUGAUGACCGUAUUUGGGUGACUGAACAUUUUUCAGGCAUCAUGGUGAAGGAAUUCAAAGACCAGCCCUCACUUCUGAAUGGCAGUUACACGUUCAUCCACCUCCCGUAUUAUUUCCACGGCUGUGGGCAUGCUGUUCACAACAACUCUCUCUACUACCACAAAGGGGGUUCCAACACCAUAGUGAGAUUUGAAUUUGGCAAAGAAACAUCCCAAACUCUGAAGCUUGAAAACGCCUUGUAUUUUGACCGAAAAUACCUUUUUGCAAAUUCCAAGACUUACUUUAAUCUAGCUGUAGAUGAAAAGGGCCUUUGGAUUAUCUAUGCUUCAAGUGUGGAUGGCUCGAGCAUUCUUGUAGCACAACUGGAUGAAAGGACAUUCUCUGUGGUGCAACACAUCAAUACCACGUACCCCAAAUCCAAGGCCGGCAACGCCUUCAUUGCCCGAGGAAUCCUCUAUGUCACAGACACCAAAGAUAUGAGGAUAACGUUUGCCUUUGAUUUGUUAGGAGGGAAACAGAUCAAUGCAAACUUUGAUUUAAGAACUUCCCAGUCUGUUCUUGCCAUGUUAUCAUACAACAUGAGAGAUCAGCAUUUAUAUUCAUGGGAAGAUGGCCAUUUAAUGCUUUAUCCUGUGCAGUUUUUGUCAACAUUAAAUCAGUGAUGUGUUGCAUUUUGUUCCCCUCAGUAAAUUUCAGAUGUUUUCUGGGGCCAUCCCCAUUCCAACAGAAAACUUGUCUUUAAGGGUAGCCAGGUACGUAGAACAUAAUCUCCUGAUAUAAGUGUUUAUAUGGCCAGUGAAGCCCCUUUAAAAUCCGACUGCUUAGAGAAACAGCAAUUGACUGGAAGUUGACAUGGCUGAUAGUUGGUGAUUCCUCCACAAACCAGCUGGGCAAGUUACCUCUUUCUCCUUGGGCCCUGGUUUCCCCAUUGGUAAUAUGAAAUAGUGAGCUGAGAUGAUUGGUAAGAUUUCCUCUACCUGUAGGAAAUUCUAUUGCCAUUAUCUGUUUGGUUCUGUUGUUUGGUUUUUCAGCCACAUGCUGAACAAAUUUACCUUUGAGUUGAUAAGUUUUGUUUGAGUAGUGAAUUCCUUAGUGCUGACUUAUAUUUGAUGUCUUGGAAAGAUACGUUGACCCUUUCAGGACUCUAAGAUACCACAUUACCCAUAAUUUAUUGCUUUUCUUUGCAUCUGCACACGUCACACCAGAAUGGCCAUCAUCCUCAGCUCCUGAUUGCAGCUCUGAGAUUAGCAAAAGCCAGGAACAGCUACAUGCUCAGGUUUUU
Propithecus coquereli (Coquerel's sifaka) is the source of this 2277-nucleotide messenger RNA. It is a transcript of the gene GLDN, whose product is annotated as gliomedin. Gene Ontology annotation, cellular component: cell surface. The record is from RefSeq and is a predicted model, not a curated record. The transcript has 10 exons. Bases 5 to 1657 code for a protein of 550 amino acids. Lineage: Eukaryota; Metazoa; Chordata; Mammalia; Primates; Indriidae. Gene Ontology annotation, biological process: signal transduction.